GUCGACCACGGUACAGCUUUGUUUGCGCCACGGAAGAUGGCUACACCCAUGAAUGGUAAAGUGGUGGAAGCAGGCGGCUACACGCUGCAUGCACGGUGCGUGGCUGGCAUCGAAUCCUGCUGCUAUGUGGACUCCAUCGACGUGGCGUUCGAUUUGGGCUGCCUUGUCGGCCGUGUGGUGAAUAAAUCGCACGUUUUCAUCACUCAUGGACAUGUCGAUCACAUUGGCGCGGUGGUAGCGCAUGCGGCUCGAAGAGCUCUGCAGAAGCAGAAGCCGGCCAGUUACUUCGUACCAGCCCACCUCGCACCUCACUUGGAAAGCAUAUUGGAGAGCACGGCUGCCAUGCAGGGUGAUGCACCAUUCCCGGCCAAAAUUGUGCCGCUGCAGGCUUUCGACGAGGUGCACAUAUCGGCCAAGUACUUGGUGCGAGCAGUGCCGACCAAGCACCGCGUGCCGAGCCUCGGCUACAUUCUGUACGAGAAGAAAAACCGCCUAAAGCCCGAGUAUCGGCAGCUACCUGGUGCAGAGAUUGCGGCACUCAAGCGUGCUGGCAAGGAGAUCACGAGCGCCGAGCUUACGCCCGAGAUCGCGUACACAGGCGACACCACCAUCGAGGCGUUCACAACGGCGGCGGAUGAUGAGCGGACCAAGGACUUAUUGCAAGUGAAGGUUCUCAUCACUGAGGUGCGGAGAUGUCCCGAGCUGAUACUGUACUGAAUACGAGGCGCGAGCAGCUAAGUUGUCUUAUUCCGGACGUUGCAGGCCACAUACACCGACUCCAAGAUGACGAUCCAAGACGCAGUAGCCCGUGGGCACAUGCACCUCGAUCAGCUCGCUAUCCACGAGAACUUGUUUCAGCGUGUGGGCACACUCGUUUUGGUCCACUUCUCCGCGCGAUACAGUGCCGAGGAGCUGGCUGAAUGCAUUCAGACACGGUUGCCACAGUCGCAACAGGUGAAGACGAUGCUCGGGUGCUAAGCUUAGUACAGCGAGUAGGUUCACCAUGGAGCAUAGAGCCACUGAUUUUCUUCGCCUUAGCGCGAGCAAGCUUCAACUUGAUCUUCCACGGUCAGCAAGAAUAGUCGGAAGUGCAAAUAGGUUGUUUAGUGUCGGCUGAUAUGCCACGAUAUGUGUAUUCUUUUCCUAGUUAUGGCAAUAAAUAGUGAUGCUACAGACUAUGGACGC
Messenger RNA from Phytophthora nicotianae INRA-310, 1185 nucleotides. RefSeq lists its product as hypothetical. The coding region runs from base 37 to 717 and encodes 226 amino acids. The transcript has 2 exons. Lineage: Eukaryota; Oomycota; Peronosporomycetes; Peronosporales; Peronosporaceae. The record is from RefSeq and is a predicted model, not a curated record.